UGCAAAUUGCACACAUUAAUCAGAAGAAAAGGAAACAAAAAUGGUAAAAAUGUUGUCGACAUUUGCAGCUCUAGUACUGCUAGUCACAUGUCAAUGUUCAGCUCAAGCCGCGUCACCGGCGCCGGCAGGCGGCGGCUCCACUCCAGCGGCGGCGCCACCAUCCAACGCCUCCCAGGAGUACCUGGAAGCACACAACCAAGCAAGAGCCGAGGUAGGGGUGGGCCCACUCCAGUGGAGCCCAUCGCUGGCAAAAUCCGCCAGCUUAACGGCGCGGCUGCAGAGGGACAAACACAACUGCAGCUUCGCGAACCUGGCCAACAGCAAGUACGGCGGCAACCAGCUCUGGGCCGGCGGCUUCGCCAUGACGCCGCGCGCGGCGGUGGAGACGUGGGUCGCCGAGAAGAAGUUCUACACCUACGAGAACAACUCCUGCGCGCCGGACCACCGCUGCGGUGUCUACACUCAGGUUGUGUGGAAGAAGUCGGCGGAGCUGGGCUGCGCCGCCGCGGCGUGCCCCAAAGACCAAUCCAGUUUGACUAUUUGCUUCUAUAACCCCCCUGGAAACGUUGUCGGAGAGAAACCCUACUAGAAUUUUUAUAUUAUCCACCAUUUGUAAUAAUAAUAAUUAAUCUGAGCAACUAAUUCCCAUUUCUAAUUUGUUCUAUGCAUUUGUUGCCAGUUUUGCUUAUCUGAAAUUAAAUGCGUAAACGAGUCGAGUCGAGUCGGACGCAUAUUUGAUC
Molecule: messenger RNA, 740 nt
Organism: Erythranthe guttata (spotted monkey flower)
Lineage: Eukaryota; Viridiplantae; Streptophyta; Magnoliopsida; Lamiales; Phrymaceae
Product: CAP (Cysteine-rich secretory proteins, Antigen 5, and Pathogenesis-related 1 protein) superfamily protein
Source: RefSeq, a predicted model, not a curated record